Parascedosporium putredinis is the source of this 831-nucleotide messenger RNA. The record is from the annotation of a GenBank genome assembly. NCBI's taxonomy places the organism in Eukaryota, Fungi, Ascomycota, Sordariomycetes, Microascales, Microascaceae.
AUGCCCGAAAUCGAAGGAUAUUAUAAGAAUGAUCCGGAAGGCAUCACUUACAUCGAAGACUGGGAUACCAGCGCACGAAACUGGAUUCCUAUGACCAAGGAGGAGACGGCAAAAGUCCAAAGAUUAGACCUGCCAUCGCCACGAUGUCCUAACAUCCCCGCCGUUCAGGAUAUCGAAGAGCUUCUCCCCUCCCUCGACUCAGUCGCUCAACGGCCUUAUUCGGGAGGUCUAUGGCCGGCAUGGGACCUGAAGAAGGGCGAAAAGGUCUUGAUCAAAAUGUCUAACUGGCACCACCCGAUGGUGAUUGAUGCCGUCCGAAAGAUCAUGGAAAAAUACGAAACGGAUUUCCACAUCGACAUCGAGGAAAAAGGUCCGCCCCCUCAGUGGCAGGGCCACGACGAAGCGGAAUAUUACCUAUUCCGAACUAAGGAGCUCGCCGAGUGGAUUGACUCGUGGGAGGUCAUGGACAGGGAAGGCAAGUGGGACAAAGUCAUCCAAGGCUACGGCGGACCCAUCCUCCGGGAGCGCAAGAUCAAGAUACAGCGGAUGCCGUUCAUCGUCCCAGAGGCUGUUGUCUCACAGGCCCACCAGCUACCCGCCGAGGUCCUCGUGGCCAUCGACGAGUGGGUUUGGAAGAGGGUUCGAGCUUGCAAACGGGUGCAUAUCACCGACCCCGAAGGCACGGAUCUACGCUACACGAAUCACGACGCUUACUGGCACGACAACAGGGAGGUGUACCGCAGGGACCACGUGGAGAAACACUACUCCGCUAACAUCCCGUACGGAGAAACGUACCUGCCUGGCCACAUCUGGGGUCGACCCCCUUCAUGA